CGGCCCCAGCGUCGCCGGCCCCGCCCGCGCCGGGGUCGCCGCAGUCCCCACGGUUCGCCCGGGACUUCCUGGCCAGGCGUCCCAGCUUUAUUGCAACCCGGGAGCUCCCCAAGGUGUGGCUGUGGGUGCUGGUCCACCAGAGGUUGAAGCCGGGGACCUCAGGGCAUCCUGGUUCUGAGCUCCAGGGAGGCGGCCCCGCAGGGUUGGGCAAGGACGGGGCGGCCGGCAGAGGGGCGGGCGCCGCUCAUCAGUCACGCCAGUCACGUCUGGGGCCACCCGGCCGCCCACUGGUGUCUUGCCGGCUGGUCGUGCCACCUCGCCGUGCCGGCGAGGGCAAAGGGGCUGUGGCGACGCCAUGCCCGGGCCGGAGUGAGUGAGCGCGGGCGAAGAUGGCGUACAUCCAGGGCAGUUGGAACCACUGAACGAGGGAUUUCUUUCCAGAAUCUCUGAUGUACUGCUGUGUGGAUGGACGUGUCGACACUGCUGUCAGAGGUGCUAUGAGUCCAGCUGCUGCCAGUCCAGCGAAGACGAAGUGGAGAUCUUGGGACCUUUCCCUGCCCAGACUCCUCCAUGGCUAAUGGCCAGCCGGAGCAAUGACAAGGACGGUGACUCAGUCCACACAGCCAGUGAUGUCCCAUUGACCCCAAGGACCAACUCCCCUGAUGGAAGACGCUCGUCCUCAGACACAUCCAAGUCCACAUACAGCCUGACUCGGAGAAUCUCCAGUCUGGAUUCCCGGCGCCCCAGCUCCCCGCUCAUUGACAUCAAACCUAUUGAGUUCGGGGUUCUCAGUGCCAAGAAGGAGCCCAUCCAGCCGACGGUGCUGCGCCGGACCUACACCCCUGAUGACUACUUCAGGAAGUUUGAGCCCCGGCUUUACUCCCUUGAUCCAAACCUUGAUGAUGUGGACUCUCUGACUGAUGAGGAGAUCAUGUCCAAGUACCAGCUGGGCAUGCUGCACUUCAGCACACAGUAUGACCUGCUGCACAACCACCUCACGGUGAGGGUGAUCGAGGCCCGGGACCUGCCACCUCCCAUCUCCCAUGAUGGCUCUCGCCAGGACAUGGCCCACUCCAACCCCUACGUCAAGAUCUGCCUCCUGCCUGACCAGAAGAACUCCAAGCAGACGGGAGUCAAGCGCAAGACCCAGAAGCCUGUGUUUGAGGAACGCUACACCUUCGAGAUCCCCUUCCUAGAAGCCCAGAGGAGGACCCUGCUGCUCACUGUGGUGGAUUUUGACAAAUUCUCCCGCCACUGUGUGAUUGGGAAAGUGGCGGUGCCUCUGUGCGAGGUGGACUUGGUGAAAGGUGGCCACUGGUGGAAGGCGCUGAUCCCCAGUUCUCAGAAUGAAGUGGAGCUGGGCGAGCUGCUUCUGUCUCUAAACUAUCUCCCAAGUGCUGGGAGACUGAAUGUGGACAUCAUUCGAGCCAAGCAGCUCCUGCAAACUGAUGUGAGCCAGGGUUCAGACCCAUUUGUAAAAAUCCAGCUGGUACAUGGACUCAAGCUUGUGAAAACCAAGAAGACAUCAUUCUUGAGAGGCACAAUUGACCCUUUUUACAAUGAAUCCUUCAGCUUCAAAGUUCCCCAGGAAGAACUGGAAAAUUCCAGCCUAGUAUUCACAGUGUUUGGUCACAACAUGAAGAGCAGCAAUGACUUCAUUGGGAGGAUCGUCAUCGGCCAGUAUUCCUCCGGCCCCUCCGAAUCCAACCACUGGAGGCGGAUGCUAAACACCCACCGCACUGCUGUGGGGCAGUGGCACAGUCUGAGGUCCCGGGCCGAGUGUGACCGCGUGUCUCCUGCCUCCCUGGAGGUGACCUGAUUGCCACGGGGAAGACAGCCAUCACUGGUUUGAAAAAAGAGAGAAAACAAAAUAUGUGUCACAUCAAUACUCAACCCACACCUACAUCUACUUUCACACAUGUGCACGUGCAUACGCAAUGCCCUGUCAGCACUGAGAGCAAGCUGACAGUUGGUCAUGGAAUAGCCACCCUCAUUGAGGGAAGCUCGUAAAGUUCCCGGAAACUCCAUUCGUGCGUAAAUCACAAGUUGAGUAGGCUCUGCUGUGAGACUUACUGGCAGUGCCUGCUCUUACCCAUACCCCUGUCCCAAAAUGUGCUUUCAACCUCGGGCCAGAGAAAAGAGGCCUUCCGAAAAGAGUCUGACUCAGUUUACCAGGAGUUUGGCUGGUAUGUCGGGGACCUGAUCCCCACUUCAAAAACACCCUUGCCAGGGAACUCCUGAGCAGGCCACUGUUUCCUGGGGUCUCCACACCUGAUACCUUUCUCCAAAGGUGUAAGUAUCUUUGUUUUCUCCUUAGUAAAUGUGAUAAAUAGAUUAGACUCUUCGGAGAGACUGGGGGUGACAAAAGACAGUAAUUCAGAGUCGGGAACCCAGGCUCGCCUGCUUUGUCCUUGUGUUAGCUUAUUUCUGGGACUCCCUGUGGGUAUGUGUGGGUAUGUUUUUGUGUGUGUGUGCCCUCACAGGUGAGCACAUGUGUGCCUCCUCAUCCUGUUAGACAGCAAGGUGAUGGCCAGAGGCUCCAACCUCAAAGUUCCCUUAUCUCUCUGCCUUUCAUCCGGUGCAAGUUCACCCCAUGUCCUCCCAUCCAUCAGAGACCCCACAUCAAGUAGCAAUAGUUUGAGUGUGUCCCAUAAGUAGGGUUAUGAUAGAGCAAAGGUAACAUUUUUCUGACUGAGUUGUGGUGGUUAUGACCCAUAACCAGGGGUCUGGCACAUGAAUGUAAAUGGUGCCACAGCCCUCCACCAUGACCUUUCCCCUCGAUCAUAUUCCAAUGAGCUCCGUGUUUGUGUGUGCACCACAGUCGUGUCUCAUGUGCUAAGGCUUUAGUGUAGUUAGAAUAGAUUCUUCCCUCAUGGGAUGCUUCUGUAUCUUUCUCCACAGCAUAUCGUUCUCUGUCAUGGGAAAUUAUUUGUUGAAAAUUAAAGAUUAUUUAUUUGUGCCAUG
Molecule: messenger RNA, 2964 nt
Organism: Peromyscus maniculatus bairdii (prairie deer mouse)
Lineage: Eukaryota; Metazoa; Chordata; Mammalia; Rodentia; Cricetidae
Gene: Syt17
Product: synaptotagmin 17
Biological process (GO): calcium-ion regulated exocytosis
Cellular component (GO): exocytic vesicle; plasma membrane
Molecular function (GO): calcium ion binding; phosphatidylserine binding; calcium-dependent phospholipid binding
Source: RefSeq, a predicted model, not a curated record